Messenger RNA from Dothidotthia symphoricarpi CBS 119687, 765 nucleotides. Its product is annotated as carbonic anhydrase. NCBI's taxonomy places the organism in Eukaryota, Fungi, Ascomycota, Dothideomycetes, Pleosporales, Dothidotthiaceae. The transcript is spliced from 3 exons. Gene Ontology annotation, biological process: carbon utilization; cellular response to oxidative stress; cellular response to carbon dioxide. Bases 1 to 765 code for a protein of 254 amino acids. Gene Ontology annotation, molecular function: carbonate dehydratase activity; zinc ion binding. Gene Ontology annotation, cellular component: cytoplasm. The record is from RefSeq and is a predicted model, not a curated record.
AUGACGACGCACGCAGACCCUCUCGACCGCCUCGUAACCGGCUCACGUCUCUACGCACAACGCACCGCCGCGCUCGACCCCCACGCCUUUACCACCCUCGCCGCCGGUCAAGCACCAGAAAUCCUAUGGAUCGGGUGCGCCGACAGCCGCGUCCCCGAGACGACCGUGUGCCACUGCAAGCCCGGGGACAUAUUUGUGCACCGCAACAUCGCCAAUACGGUGCAUGCGGAUGAUCUCAACGCGGCGAGUGUGGUCGAGUACGCGGUCACGCAUCUGCAGGUUAAGAAGGUGGUGGUGUGCGGGCAUACGAAGUGUGGGGGUGCGAAUGCAGCGUUGGGAGACGCGGAUUUAGGAGUAACACUGAAUCAGUGGCUGGAGCCUGUUAGGGAACUCCGCCGGAAACACAAGUUCGAGCUCGACAGCCUCCCCAGCGACGAUGCACGGUCCGCCCGCCUUGCGGAACUUAAUGUUCAUCAGUCGAUCGAUGUGCUCGAGCGGCAUCCUGCUGUUAGGAAAGCUAUUUCUGAGCGCGGGUUGACGCUUACGGGUCUGAUCUAUGAUCUUGCGGCAGGGGAUCUGAAGGUUCUGGAGCAUUCUGACGGUAAGAAGAACACUGUCCACUGGAGUCGUAACUCGGAAACGGACGACAUCGCGUUGCGAGAUGAGCAUCUUGAACGCAGUGAGUUUGGCGGUCGUGGUGAAGGUGUUCUGAAUAGUGACCAUGGUAUAGUUCCAUUGGCGGAUAUGUUGGUGACGACGGAUUAG